CUCCCAGGUGAGGUGGGGCAGUGACCAUCAGCUUGUUUUCCCGGUGCCUGUUGAACAGGCAGUGAAGUGCAAGUUCUAGGUUCUAAGGUCGCGCGCUUCGCAGGGGAAAUAAAAUAACUUUACUGAGGGUCUUCAGUCGCGCGGCAAAACAGUAGCGGGAAAAGUAGUACUGGAAACUAGUGGAUCAGAACUGUGUUUGUUUGUAUAACUUAUGUCGAAUGAAAGUAGACUCCACAUUACAGAGUCCGGGUGCCGCCCAUUAGUGCAGAGAACCGGAUAGGAGUGGGGAUUACUGGUGGAAAGACUUCUGUCACUGAACUCAAUAUUGUUUGGUAUUUAUUGCUGUCAGGGGAACAGUUUGCUAAGAGUGAUACUAACCAGCGGUGGUGUUUUAAAAUGCUGAAUAGAGACCACCCCAGUAAGAGGUAGCCUACGGGAGAUCGGAAUUACACUGGACUGCACUUUCUCAAAAGAAAACAAAAAAGAAAUUUUAAGAAUUUUGGUUGCAUUAACCUCCGCGCCGGGCUGCCUUUUCUUUUGUUCUGCAUCACCCUCAUUUAGGAGACUGCCGUAAAAAUUGGAGCAUUAGCUUAGUUCCCUGGAUAUCCAUAGGUGUAGGGAUAUUAUUUUCUGUUCUAAGUGAAGCAUCACACACAGAGCACCAUGGCUGAACAGGAGAGCCUGGAGUUUGGGAAAGCGGAUUUUGUGCUGAUGGAUUCCGUGACUAUGGAAGAGUUUAUGGCAAACCUUAAGCUCAGGUUUGAGAAACAUCGGAUCUACACUUACAUUGGUGAGGUGGUAGUUUCUGUCAACCCCUACAAAAACAUUAAUAUUUAUGGUAAAGAUGUCAUUGAUCAGUACAAGGGCCGUGAGCUGUAUGAGAGGCCGCCUCAUCUUUUUGCGAUUGCUGAUGCAGCAUACAAGGCAAUGAAGAGACGAUCGAAGGACACCUGUAUCGUUAUAUCAGGUGAAAGUGGAGCAGGCAAAACGGAGGCCAGCAAAUACAUCAUGCAGUAUAUAGCAGCUAUCACUAACCCCAGCCAAAGGGCUGAGGUCGAGAGAGUGAAGAACAUGUUGCUGAAAUCCAAUUGUGUGCUUGAAGCCUUUGGGAAUGCCAAAACAAACCGAAAUGACAAUUCCAGUCGAUUUGGGAAAUACAUGGAUAUCAACUUUGAUUUUAAAGGGGAUCCUAUUGGUGGACAUAUCAGUAACUACUUGCUGGAAAAGUCUCGAGUUAUUGUGCAGCAAGCAGGAGAAAGAAGUUUUCACUCUUUCUACCAGCUGCUUCUUGGUGGUCCAGAACAGCUAUUGCGAAGUCUACACCUCCAGAAGGACCCCAGUUCCUACAGCUAUGUACGAGUAGGUGCCCAACUCAAGUGUUCCAUUAAUGACAAUUCGGAAUUCAAAGCUGUUGCUGAGGCAAUGAAAGUUAUUGGCUUCUCUGCAGAAGAGGUCCAGACAGUUUACAAGAUCCUCGCCACUAUUCUUCACUUGGGUAACCUAAAAUUUGCAGCAGAUGGGGAUGUGACACUGAUUGAGAACAGCAAGGUGGUCUCUGUUAUUGCUGAACUGAUUGCCACUAAAUCAGAUCAUGUUGAAAAAGCCCUUCUGUACCGCACAGUGGCCACAGGACGUGACAUCAUUGACAAGCAGCACACUGUGCAAGAAGCCUGCUAUGGACGGGAUGCAUUUGCAAAGGCUAUUUAUGAACGCUUAUUCUGUUGGAUUGUUGGGCGGAUCAAUGACAAGAUUGAGGUGAAAGAUUAUGACAACAAGAUUCAUGGAAAAAACACUGUAAUUGGUGUUCUGGACAUCUAUGGCUUUGAAAUCUUUGAUAACAACAGCUUUGAGCAAUUUUGCAUCAAUUAUUGCAAUGAAAAACUACAGCAGCUCUUCAUUCAGCUGGUUCUGAAACAAGAGCAAGAAGAAUAUGAACGCGAAGGCAUUCCCUGGAAACAUAUUGACUACUUCAACAAUCAGAUUAUUGUGGACCUGGUAGAACAGCAGCACAAAGGCAUAAUUGCAAUUUUGGACGAUGCGUGUAUGAAUGUUGGGAAAGUGACAGAUGAAAUGUUCUUGGAUGCUCUGAACAACAAGCUAUCGAAGCAUGCCCACUUCACCAGUAGAAAGCUCUGCGCCACAGACAAAAGCCUGGGAUUUGAUCACGAUUUUCGAAUAAAACAUUAUGCUGGAAAUGUAGUGUAUUCAGUCGUUGGAUUUAUUGACAAAAAUAAGGAUACGCUAUUCCAGGAUUUCAAACGGCUUUUGUAUAACAGUUCCAAUCCAGUGUUUAAGAAUAUGUGGCCAGAAGGCAAGCUGAGCAUCACAGAAGUGACAAAGAGGCCUUUAACCGCUGGAACACUCUUUAAAAACUCCAUGAUUGCACUAGUGGAGAAACUAUCUUCCAAGGAGCCCUACUAUGUUCGUUGCAUUAAACCCAAUGAAGUAAAGUCCCCACUGCAGUUUGAUAUGGAGCGUUGCAAACACCAAGUGGCAUAUCUGGGCCUAUUGGAAAAUGUUCGGGUUCGUCGAGCAGGAUUUGCAUUCCGUCAGAAUUAUGAGAGAUUUUUGUUGAGGUAUAAGAUGAUCUCUGAGAUCACCUGGCCAAACCAUGACCUUCCAUCUGACCAAGUGGCAGUGAAGAAGUUGGUGGAGUAUAGUGGUUUUCAGGAUGAUGUUGCUUAUGGAAAAACCAAGAUAUUUAUUCGCACUCCACGUACAUUGUUUACCUUGGAGGAACGACGCACUGAAAUGAUUAAGCGAAUUGUUCUGUUCCUGCAGAAGAUUUGGAGGGGAACUCUGGCUCGAAUGCGCUACAAGAAGACAAAAGCUGCUUUGACAAUAAUCAGCUACUAUCGCCGUUACAAAGUAAAAUCAUAUAUGAAAGAACUUAAUAAUCGUUUCCGUGGCAUCAAGACCAUGAAGGACUAUGGGAAGAAUGUGAAGUGGCCUGCUCCUCCAAAAGUCCUGAGGAAAUUUGAGGAAGGUCUUCAUGCUAUUUACAACAGGUGGCGUGCAGCUCAGAUCAUAAAGGCCAUCCCCCCUGCUGACCUGCCACAAGUUAGAGCAAAGGCUGCAGCUGUGGAAAUGCUGAAAGGCAAACGGGCAGAUAUUGGUCUCCAGAGAAAAUGGGAAGGCAACUAUCUUGCAUCAACAAAGGAUAAUCCAGAGGCCAUGAAUAUUUUCACUACUGUUGCCAAUGAGCUGAUGCGAAAGGACAAGUACAUGAAUACUCUGUUUUCAAGCCAUGUUCGCAAGGUUAACAGGUUCAAUAAGGUGCAGAACCGUGCUAUCCUGCUGACUGAUCGGCAUCUCUAUAAAAUGGAUUCAAGUCAUCAGUACAAAGUGAUGAGAACCAUUCCUCUUUAUAAUGUGACAGGGGUAAGUGUUUCCAGUGGGAAGGACCAGCUUGUAGUCUUCCAUAGUAAAGAUAACAAUGAUUUGAUUGUAUGCCUCAAAACAGCCACUGACAGCAGAGUUGGAGAGCUUGUAGGAGUCUUGGCCAAUCACUUCAAAAGGUAA
Molecule: messenger RNA, 3522 nt
Organism: Protopterus annectens (West African lungfish)
Lineage: Eukaryota; Metazoa; Chordata; Ceratodontiformes; Protopteridae
Gene: MYO1D
Product: myosin ID
Exons: 21
Coding region: 664-3522 (952 amino acids)
Biological process (GO): actin filament organization; vesicle transport along actin filament
Cellular component (GO): cytoplasm; microvillus; myosin complex
Molecular function (GO): ATP binding; actin filament binding; microfilament motor activity
Source: RefSeq, a predicted model, not a curated record